UCCAAGAUGAGAACACAGACGAUUUUUUUACAGUGAGUUUCAAAAAGAAGAACAAAGAGUUGAUUAAGAUGAUAAAGGUUGGGGGCGUGUACAAGGUGGCGGAGGCGAUGGUGCCACUGUACGUGGCGCUGGGGCUGGGCUACGGCUCCGUGCGGUGGUGGCGCAUCAUCUCGCCGGAGCAGUGCGAGGCCAUCAACCGCCUCGUCUCCUGCAUCACGCUGCCCCUGUUCACGUUCCAGUUCACGCUGCACACGGACCCCUUCGCAAUGAACUACCGUAUGAUCGGUGCCGACGCCAUCUCGAAGGUGCUGGUGGCAGCGCUGCUGGUGGCAUGGCCGACCUGCUGGCGGCUGCACGGCCACAAGGACCGGGAAAGGCCCAGCUAUUGUUGGGCCAUCACCAGCUUCUCCUUGGCCCAGCUCACUAAUUCGCUGGUGGUGGGGGUCCCGCUGGUGGCGGCGAUGUACGGGCCGUGGGCGCAGGAUGUGGUGGUGCAGCUGUCGGUGGUGCAGGCCAUCGUGUGGCUCACGUUGCUGCUGUUUGUGUUCGAGCUCAGGAAGGCCGGGUGCGGCUUGUUCGCAGCCGCAACGGAGCCGGCGCCGCCUCUGCCGGCGUCCAAGGAUGUGGAGGGGGCCGCCGGGAAGGCAUCGGAGGUGGCGGCGGCCAGGCCGUCGUUCUGGGCGCUGAUGAAAGUGGUGUGGCUCAAACUCGCGCUGAACCCAAACUCAUACGCCAGCAUAAUUGGCAUAACGUGGGCAUUUGUCGCCAAUAGGUGGCAUUUCGAAAUGCCGAGAAUCAUGGAGGGUUCGAUAUUGAUCAUGUCCAAGGCGGGGAUGGGGAUGGCCAUGUACAGCAUGGGGUUAUUUAUGGCAUUACAAGAGAAGAUACUUGCCUGUGGACCGAGAUUGACGGCAUAUGGGAUGGUGCUAAAGUUUAUUGCGGGACCGGCAGCCAUGGCCAUCGGAUCCAUUGCUGUUGGUAUUCGCGGUGAAGUCCUACAUCUAGCGAUUAUACAGGCUGCACUACCACAGUCGAUCACUUCUUUUAUUUUUGCAAGAGAAUAUCAGUUGCAUGCUGAUGUCCUCAGCACGGCGGUAAUUUUUGGGAUGCUAGUGUCUUUGCCUAUUAUUGUGGCCUACUAUGUGAUUCUUGGAUUUUUUUAGCCAACUCGAGUUGCUUACUGAAAUCUUCUUCUCCUCCUCCAACUUCAUUAUCAUUCUCCUUUUUACUUAAAGCGGAAUGUAAUGAAGAACGUAACGUGUUGAAGUAUAUAUAUAUAUUGCUGUAAUGGAGUUUUCUAUUAAAUUAUAUAUAUAUAUAUAUAUAUAGA
Messenger RNA from Zingiber officinale, 1330 nucleotides. RefSeq names its product auxin efflux carrier component 5-like. The transcript is spliced from 5 exons. Gene Ontology annotation, cellular component: endoplasmic reticulum; plasma membrane. The record is from RefSeq and is a predicted model, not a curated record. Bases 69 to 1163 code for a protein of 364 amino acids. Lineage: Eukaryota; Viridiplantae; Streptophyta; Magnoliopsida; Zingiberales; Zingiberaceae. Gene Ontology annotation, molecular function: auxin efflux transmembrane transporter activity. Gene Ontology annotation, biological process: auxin export across the plasma membrane; auxin polar transport.